Messenger RNA from Lates calcarifer (barramundi perch), 7101 nucleotides. RefSeq names its product leucine rich repeat containing 8 VRAC subunit Aa (gene lrrc8aa). Gene Ontology annotation, molecular function: protein binding. The record is from RefSeq and is a predicted model, not a curated record. The transcript is spliced from 3 exons. Lineage: Eukaryota; Metazoa; Chordata; Actinopteri; Centropomidae. Bases 220 to 2610 code for a protein of 796 amino acids.
UUUUGAAAGCAGCUCUGUGAUAGGACUUCCGCCAGUCUCGUGCAGGCAGACGAAUGUGCUCGGCUUGUGCCUUCGGGUGGUUUUCUCCUCCGUCACUGUUGUAUGGGGCUCCGGCCCGGUGUCCGACCAGCCCCUGCUGCUGAGAAACGUUAGAGAAAUGUGUCACCCGUGUGCGGAGGAGGCGAGAGACACCAGCUUCAAUAAAACAGAUAAACUAUCAUGAUUCCCAUCACAGAGCUCCGGUACUUUGCUGACACCCAGCCAGCGUACCGUAUCCUGAAGCCAUGGUGGGAUGUUUUCACCGACUACAUCUCAAUCGUCAUGCUGAUGAUUGCAGUGUUCGGUGGCACACUGCAGGUCACGCAGGACAAGAUGAUCUGCCUGCCUUGCAAGUGGGUGGUCAACAGGUCAUGCGAGACCAUGCCCGUCCCAAACAUGACCACCCCCUAUGUACUUGAACCCAAAGGCAUUCAGUAUGACCUCGACCGCCAUCAGUAUAAUUAUGUUGACGCUGUCUGCUACGAGAAUGAACUGCACUGGUUUGCCAAAUAUUUCCCCUAUCUGGUGCUACUCCACACCCUCAUCUUCCUGGCCUGCAGCAACUUCUGGUUCAAGUUUCCCCGCACAAGCUCUAAACUGGAGCAUUUUGUCUCCAUUCUCCUCAAGUGCUUUGACUCCCCAUGGACAACAAGGGCUUUGUCUGAGACCGUGGUGGAGGAGAGCGACCCCAAACCUCCGGGAAAAAUGAACGGUUCAAUGGACAAGAAGGCCUCAUGUGUGAGUGAGGACGUUGAAGCUAGCGUGCCCAUGCUUCAACGAACAAAGUCCAGAAUCGAGCAAGGAAUUGUAGAUCGCUCUGAAACUGGGGUUUUAGAUAAAAAAGAAGGGGAGCAAGCUAAGGCCCUUUUUGAGAAAGUGAAGAAGUUCAGGAUCCACGUAGAGGAGGGUGAUAUAGUCUACCGUCUUUACAUACGCCAGACCAUCAUCAAAGUAAUCAAGUUUAUUCUGAUAAUUAGCUACACAGCCUACUAUGUACACUACAUCAGGUUCAGUGUAGUGUGUGCGGUGAACCUUCAGAAGCUAACAGGGUACAGCACGUUCUCUUGUGCCCACCCGUUAGCAACACUUUUCAAGAUUCUGGCCUGUUUCUACAUCAGCUUAGUAGUGGUUUAUGGUCUUAUCUGCAUGUACACUCUGUGCUGGAUGCUCAGCCGCUCCCUCAAAAGAUAUUCCUUUGAAUCAAUCCGGGAGGAGAGCAGCUAUAGUGACAUUCCUGACGUGAAGAAUGACUUUGCUUUCAUGCUACACAUGAUAGAUCAGUAUGACCCUCUCUACUCCAAGCGCUUUGCAGUUUUUCUGUCAGAGGUGAGUGAGAACAAGCUGAGGCAGCUGAACCUGAACAACGAGUGGACGCUGGAAAAGCUAAGGCAGCGCAUCACUAAGAACUCCCAGGAUAAGCUGGAGCUGCAUCUGUUCAUGCUCAGUGGGAUCCCAGACACAGUAUUUGAUCUGAUAGAGCUCGAAGUGCUCAAGCUGGAGCUUAUCCCAGACGUAACUAUCCCGCCAAUCAUCGCCCAGCUUUCCAACCUGAGAGAGAUGUGGCUCUAUCACACACCGGCUAAAAUUGAGGCUCCAGCUCUGGCUUUCCUGAGGGAGAACCUGAAGUCUCUCCACAUCAAGUUCACCGACAUCAAGGAGAUCCCCCUUUGGAUCUACAGCCUGAAGAACCUCAGUGAGUUGCACCUAACCGGGAACCUUAGUGCCGAGAACAAUCGUUACAUCGUCAUUGACGGGCUCAGAGAGCUCAAAAGGCUCAAAGUGCUACGUCUGAAAAGCAACCUGACCAAGCUGCCGCAGGUAGUGACGGAUGUGGGCGUCCACCUCCAGAAGCUCUCCAUCAACAAUGAGGGCACCAAGCUGAUGGUGCUCAACAGCCUGAAGAAAAUGGUCAACCUGACAGAGCUUGAGCUCGUCCGCUGCGAUCUCGAACGCAUCCCUCACUCCAUCUUCAGUUUGCACAACCUGCAGGAGAUCGACCUGAAGGACAACAAUCUGAAGACAAUAGAGGAGAUCAUCAGCUUCCAGCACCUGCACCGGCUCGUGUGCCUGAAGCUUUGGUACAACCAGAUUGCCUACAUUCCCAUUCAGAUCGGAACACUCACCAACCUGGAGAGGCUGUAUCUAAACAGAAACAAGAUUGAGAAAAUCCCCAGCCAGCUUUUCUUCUGCCGCAAGCUACGCUUUUUAGACCUGAGUCACAACAAUCUGACCAGCAUCCACGCCGAUGUAGGCUUCCUCCAGAACCUGCAAUACUUUGCUGUGACAGCAAACAGGAUCGAGACUUUGCCCCCUGAGCUCUUCCAGUGUAAGAAGCUGCGUACUCUGAAUCUGGGCAAUAACUGCCUGCAGACGCUGCCAUCACGCUUCGGAGAACUCACCGGCUUGACCCAGCUGGAGCUGAGAGGGAACCGUCUAGAGUGUCUCCCUGUGGAACUCGGCGAGUGUCGGCUGUUGAAGAGGAGCAGUCUGGUGGUGGAGGAGGACCUGUUCAACACGCUGCCAUCAGAAGUCAAAGAACAGCUUUGGAGGGCUGAUAAGGAGCAAGCUUGAGCCAAACCUCAGUGGUGAGAUGCAAAGGAGAGAAGUUUGAUUUGAGAAACAAACGAGCAGUUUUUUUUGUCUAUAAAUAAAGGCAAACCUUGAGAGGUUUGCAGCAUUGUUCAGAAAAGUGAUGAGGCUUCCCUGACAGGAUCUAUAUAAGCAUGGAUGUCAAAUUUCAAGACCUCCAAGAAUUUAUUUUUGGAAAUCUCCGGGUUCACAGUCGUCAAGGAAAAAUCCUGUAACCAACCUGAUGAAAGGUGGUUUAGUAAUGUGGCUUUUCUGUAAUUUCACCCUAAAGAUCAAGCUGCAAGGAUGCAAACAGGUGAUGUCGAAUAUGCAUGCCACAGUAGGACCUGUCUAAAGCAAACCUGUUUAUUGGAAAGAGCCAAAAAACAGAAAAAACUUUGCACAAUUUCAGCCUUGCCAGUGAGCUUAACGUGCUCACUAUCACUUCUCUGCUGGCUGUGGGAUACAUGCACAAUUAGAACAUGCUCAAAGCAAUGUUUGCCUGACCUCUGGCCUUGAGAAAAUUAAUUUGGAAAUUUUUACAGUUACAUUUGCAGUUGUGGUGCAGUGCGAUUCUGGCAGAUGUUAGAAAAAAAUAAUAGCGCAACUGGCAGCCAAUUUGUUGAGGCAUGAAGGUUUGCCCCUUUUGUUUUCUUCAAGCUCUCUGUACGCACCAACAUACUUGGAGGCAUCUUUUUGUGCAAACAAAAUGACUGUGGCGACAAUAAAUAGAUCAUCCGACAGGUGAUCUCACAGCUUAGGCCUUAACUUAGAAGACUGAUGAAACAACAUCAAAGAAAAGCUGUAGAAUAUUCAAUGGAAACAAAUGGGAACAAACGCUACAGUACAAUGUCUAAAUAUCCUGCAGUUGUUAUUUCUUAAAGUCUACCAGUGGGCAGGUUAUUUGUCAGCUGCGGAGGUGAAGCAAGCUUUACCUUAUUUUGCAUGACUGAACAUCACAUACAUUACUGAUGUGUCUUAUUAAGGUCUGUGUGAUGGGCUUUAUAUCACUGCGUUUGGCCCUGUGGAAACAAAGUCAAGAAUUGACUCUGAGAUACAUAAUUUGGUGCUUUGAAAAGCUACCACACGCUGGUAUCAUGUUUGUGCUCUAACACUCAAGUAAUACAUAAUGAAGAUUCAGUGAGUGAGUGAAUGCCACACAAUGAGAAUUUAUUUUAAGCUUAUUAUGGGACAUACACCUAAUAAUCAAAGAUUUUAAGUGACCUUUGUUCAACUGAAGGCUAAUGUAUAUGUUGCUUCUUUGACAAGACUGUAAUUACACAAUGCGUCCUCCUGCUCACAUACAGUUUGCCGUCUCUGUAUUAAAGUUACAGAGAUGCAAACAUUCAGAAAACUCCCUGUCAUGGUUGGUUUCUUUGUCUUUAAUAAAUGAAAACAUAUGCAAGCUUGCACAAUGCUAAUCAUACAACUUCUACAUAAUGUAGAUCAAUAAAAGGAGCAAGAAUCAAGGUACUUUUUACGCUCAGUUUGAUUUUGAAUUAUGAGAUCUUAGGUGAUUGUUACUUUUAUGGCACUUCCAAGUGGAUGAACUGCAGGUGUGAGACAGGAGAGUCUUAACUAGCUGCCAGGUACUGCCAGUCUCAAAAAGGGAAGCAUUGAUAUUAGUGACUCAAGUGCCCAGCUGUUUCUGUGCUAGUCCUUAUAUUUAUCAUGCUCGGAUUACUCCAGGGGAAGCUCGACAUUUGUCAGCACUUUGUUUAUCCAUUCGAGAGAAAGAUGUGGACAAACAGGAAAUUACAGAGUGAAGGAAACUGGUUCUGACCAACCCACACAAGGGAAACAUUUAUUCGCAGAGAGAGUAUGCAGAAUAUGUGAUUUCCACAUGCAUGGUCCAAAUUAGUGCAACAGUGCUUCGUCUGCUUGAAACACUUUUCUUGUUAAGGCCUUGGAUUUAAUAGCAUCGUUUGGAGUAAACCUGCUAUGUUUACUCCAGCAAGGCAUUUCUUGUUGCUAAUAUGGCCUUACCUUUUACAAGCCGAAUGCUCUGUUAAUGAUCACACACAUCACAUUCACUACUUGUUGUUUUCAUGCGUUGUAAAAUGUAAAGCUGAAAUGUGUAACGUCUUUGUUUGAUGCAUAUCGGUCAUAUGGUAUGUGGUCUUAUUGUUACCAGCUGUUUCUUUUUUUUAUUUUAGCUAUUUAAGAGGUUGAAGGGAAGCGUCAGUGUAAUAAUACAACUGUACCUUUGUUCACAGUGAAUUUUGUUUCAUUGAGGCCUUGGCUAAAUCCAAAUGCCCUUCUAGGGGUCACUGGGUAAGUGUGCUCCCACACAGUCUUCAAGUGCAGUCCUGUUGUCUUGAACGUGUUGACCAGCAGCCAGUGUUAAAGUUAAAGCAAAGGUCACAGACAAAAAGGAGCAGAUGACCCUAGAGAAAGGCAGUAAGUAGUCAAAGGAAUCAUCAUUCUUUUCCUGCCUGUGUAAAAAAAAUGUGUAAUUGUUUUAAGUAUUUAUUCCACUUUGAUAUACCUGCUCUGGUUUAAUUUUUGUGGUGCCAAGUAAGAACAAAAACACGUUUUUCAUCACAUUCUGCAGAUAGUGACUGCUGACCUGUUGGAUGCCAAACAAUGAAUGGAUAUCAAGUAAUUUAGGCACUAGCACAUUAAACUGCGAAAAAAUAUAUACCUUAUAGUGCAGUAGCUGGCCAUAGAUACAGGGACAAGUUGUAGGACAACUUUUACGUCACUCCAAAGUGAAUUUGAUAUGGUAACAUGGCUCAUUGUAAUGGUGCAGUGCAGUGCAGUGCUGCUGACACAAAAAAAUCUCCCUCCUGCAGUGCACCACAGAGUGUCAAAUUAGGACGUUCAAACAAUGCACAUCACUCAUUGUUUCAGGCCUCAACUUGCUGGUCAUGUUAUUAGAGGUUGCAUAGUCACAGUUACUUAUACUUUUUUCAUCCUUAUUUUUUCAGGACAAGUUCUGAUGUAUUUUUAACCCUAAAUUCUUUCUGGAUAGAGCAGGUGUUCUUAAUUACACUUAAAGUUUAAGAGUGCCAUAGAAUAUUUCUCAGGGCAUCACUGGGAGCUUAUUCACACCCAAUCAGAGUAGUUGGAUUAGCUAAAAUUGCCAUAUAUACGUUGAUAUAUUCGUAUAUCAGGCCUUUGUCCAUUUCCGCUUUAUUGCGGACAGUCUACGUCAGCAUCACAACACAUCUGUAGUCACCCAAAUGUGUCUGAGUUGCGUUUUUUUCCUGCUAACGUUUGGAUUUAUACCCACAAAUAAUGUGGCCAGGAAUUGCUUAAGUAAUUUUUUCUGACUGCCAGAGCUAUGACUACAGCCACAUACAGUCCCUCACCGUCACUUCCCUCUGAGUCACGAGUUGACCGUCUUGAACCUGUGGCCCCACUCCCUUUCUUGCACAUCAGCGUCAGUGAAUUAGUGUGAAGGUCUGAGAUGAGGUCAGUCAGCCAUUUGCAGAGCCCCGAAAAGAGGAAGUCAUAGUGACUAAUGAAGUGCCCCUUAGUUACAAGAAAUCCCCAGCACUUUAAUUAUCGUGUCUCAUAUAAACACAUUGACCAGCCUCAAUCAAUACAUUUAAACGUUUUUUCCACUCUGUGCAAAUGAGCUAAAAUAGUUGCUUUUCAGUUUUGCUUUCUCUCUCUUGAAUUUAUGUGUAAGUAUCAAAAAUAUGCUUCUGUUUGUAUGUUUUGUAUACUUUUAGUGGUGUAGUUUGUGUGAAGCAGCAUGAUUGAUCAGUUUAUUCUGACACAGAAUUAAGUCAUUUGGAGCCACAGAGGCUUUUACAGAUGGUUUGACAAUGAAAGUUGCCGAUUUCUUGGAACGCAGCUCCUUUCCCCAAAAACAAGACAGGAUUUCACAACUGAACAGAAACAACUCCUGACAAUCUAACAUACACUUAAAGGAGGUGAGCUCAUCUUCCAGUGUGGGCAUUGUGCGUAACAGUACACAUCAUCUGUUAAUAUCUGCAACAUUUCUGAAGAGUGUACAUUUUUGCACGGUUGCAUACCAUUUCAGUUGAACCCCAAAAACAUUGCAUUAUUCAAAAAACUGCCAUUGCAUUGACAUCUAAUCUCUACCUAUGUAUAAAGCGUUUUUUAAAUACCCGAUUGUAUUUACUAUGUACGAUAAAUUCAUCUGUAUUCUGAUGCCUGUAGAUCAGGGAUAUAUGAAAACAGUUUGUUGGUUUCAUAUUCAUUUCAUUUUGCGGCAUGAGUUUGUUGAUGCUGAACUUGUGUGCAUUAUAGCCAUACUGAAGGCUGCCCAAUUAACCCCCCUAGCGACAGUCAUAGCUGAAUAUAAGCCUGUAAACUGGAUGGACAGACUUGUUUUGAUCAGCACUGUCUGUAUCACACGUGACAAGGCCUUUAUUAAUUAAUUGUCGCCAAGUGGAUUGAACACUGGCUUUUUAAGCGGGACGUCUGUAUCAAUGAACAACUGAACCUUGAUUUCCUAAUGUUCAGACCCUACUUUUGUACCAUUCUGACACAUGAUAAUAAAAUAAACACUUAACUCUA